AUGCCUCCCGUCCAACCAGUGCAAGAUGAAGCUGGGUCGAAUCAGUCAGUUACACGACCUUUUGAAGAUGCGGACAUGAAGGAAACACGACUACUUCUGGGCAUGAGCGCCAUGGAACCACUUCAAGUUGCCAACUUUCAGGCAUAUACCCACCCACUGAUAAUUGCUCUUUGGGUUGCAUUGUCGAGCGCCUUCGUUCAGGUAGCUGGAUUUUGGCCGAAGCCCGAGUAUGGAUGGUAUGGAUAUUUAGCGCCAAUACCCGCAAUUGCAGCUAUGGGAUACCCUAUUUUGUUUGUUAUUGAUUGGAUUCAGCGCUGGAACUUUGAAAAAGCCUUGCGACGGCUCCUACUCUCGGAAGACAUACUUGACAUCAAGUCCUACUACGAUAAACCAUCCCUAUUCCGAGUGCUCAUAUGGAAUGGUCGUCCAAUCGGCUAUGUCGCACUUGACGCUGCAUAUCCAGACGAAAUCUUGACCAACCUCGUCGAUGAAGAGGAGAAGUUGGGCUCAACGUCAUCUACUGAUCCUAAACCAACCCCAGCUCGAGAGAAAGCGGCAGAGAUAUUGAAGGAGAGGAACGCUCAACGCAAAAAGCGCAAGAACAAUGAUCCAGCCACCCACGCUGUAAUUCGUCAUCUUUACGUCGACAGCGUGUACCAUAGAAGCGGGAUACAACAUGAACUCAUCCGAAGAGCUGUCAAUGAAGUAUUCGGCCACACCAGCCCAAAGCAACAAAAGGGUAGUACGGUCCAGGAGGUGUUCGUGCGAAUUUCGUCAUUGGAGAAGGAAAAGGCAAAGGUGCUGCACGAAGCAGGUUUCGUUCCAACCAAGGACCGAAAGGUCGAUGUGGGAUCCGAGCCAGUGUCCACGCGUGCACCCUUAUGGGGCCUGGGCUUGACACUCACUGGAAGAGCGUUAGUUGGGGAAAAAAUUGAAUGGUGGGUUCUAACAAGGGAGCGAUGGAACAAGAUCGCGUCGUAA
Molecule: messenger RNA, 981 nt
Organism: Cantharellus anzutake
Lineage: Eukaryota; Fungi; Basidiomycota; Agaricomycetes; Cantharellales; Hydnaceae
Exons: 3
Coding region: 1-981 (326 amino acids)
Source: RefSeq, a predicted model, not a curated record